CUACCUCACACGUUACGAAGUGUACUUAAUAGAUGCAGUUUUUUACGCGGCAUGAAAGGAGUAUAUUUCGAAACGUGUGAGGUAGCAAAAAAUAAUGAGAGAAGCUAAUUUUAUUGAAAAAUCGAGUGUCUUCUUCCACAGGAAAAAAUGAGUUUUUUUAACAUUUUUUGCGAUUUUCCAACCGAUUUUUGAAUUUUUUUAUUUCAAAAAAGAUGGCUCAAAAUUUUUCUGAUACAUAUAGUUUUGUAGAGCUCGUUGAACUCUAUCGAACCAUGUAAAAAUUUCCAAGAAAAACGUUUUACUCCAUUUUUGAAUUACUAGCAUCUUAAUUUUCUACGCCAAAAAAGUAUAGAAUUUCUGAAAAUUUCGUAAGUUCGACACUAAAAGGCCUUCAUAAUCUUUAGUAUUUAGUACCAAUAAAUCCAGUUUUUGACGCGCUUUAGUUUGAUAUAAAAUACAUUUGUGAUAUCAUUGAUACUUUAGGUUAUAGAGUGGGAGGCAAAGGUUAUGUGCCACCCUGUAGAAAACUUGGUUGUAAAAUGUUUUUGUUUUUCACAUCUUUUUUGAAAGCGUAAUACUUCAACAAAUGUUCAGUUGGAGAGCAAACAUCAAGGAGAAAAAGGCUUUCUUCGCAUCUCAAGUUUCGGAAAACAUUCUAAGGGCUCCGGAAAGGUCCCGGAGCCGCCUUUUCUCACUUGGCAAACAGUCAUAGUUUCUCGAUGUAAACACCCAAAAUAAGUUAAUAAAAACUACUUUCUAAUACUUUUCGAAUACAGAAAAUCAAGAAAAAAGUAUUGAACCGAUUCGUCUUCAUAUGCGGCUCCCUUUUUUCCAUUAUAACAGAGGGCGGAUUUUUUAUCGUUUAAGAUUUACACCUUCGAUCGGGUAUGGGCAGACUUUAAAACACGAACGGCUAUUAAACGAGUUGUUCCAAGACCAUUUAGUCUGAAUCGUUUGUUAGUGGUACUUGAAGAAUUUCUUGCGUACGAAAUAAGUUGUGAUUCAAAAUUGUUGAAUAUUAUUGGCAAUGUUGUUGAUGAUUUGUAUGCAUUUUUUGAAUCACGUUAUGGUGUUGAAGAAAUGAUGUAUAAUGCCGUUUAUGAUUUUUUUACAUCGUUAAAUAUCUAUGCAAAUGAUUUAAAAAUUUUUGACUUAUUUAGUCAUGUUUUAAUUGGCAACAUUGAUUUAUGUUGUGUCUAUUAUCUAACAGUGUUAGCUGAUAUUCUAGAUCAGAUUGAUUGGUUUGAAACAGAAGAUGUUCGACCAUUUUUCGCAAUUAUUUAUCCAUUUUUAGAUGAAGAAGGUCUCGAUGUACUUGUGAUUGAUUACACAUCAUUCACCGAGAAUAAAAUAAGUAAAUCCUAUAUAUAUGAAUUUGUGAUACAUUUACUAUUAAAAGAAAAAGAACCAUUAUUUCAAGAAAUGCAAUAUAAACUUAGCGUUCAAUUAACACAAAAUUAUGAUAUGAUGAACGAAAUGGAAUUUCGAUCUGCUAUGGAAAAUAUUGUUUUUUCAGCGGACGAACGAGUUGUUUCAAGAAUGUUUCGUCACGCAGAACGACAUGCACAGUGGGAUAAACUCAAUGGAUUUGUUAGCAUGAACAAAUUAGCACAUAUUGCAUCUUAUUUCUUUUUCAAUCAAUUGAUGGAUGAACAAAAAGGAGAAAUGAAUGAACGAAUUCGAAAAGAGGGUGAACAGCGGAGAAAAGAGGAUCCUAGUUAUGCUCAACGUGUUAGCAAACAACGAGUACGUGAACAAACUGGAUUAAUCAAAUAUUCGAAAUUAAAAUCUCUAGCCGUAAUACUGUAUGAAUCAAAAAACUCAACAGAUACAAAUGAAUCCAAAGUGGGAGAGGAGAAUGAACAUAAUAAUGAUGAUAAUAAUGACGAUCAACAAGUGUGA
This is a messenger RNA of Didymodactylos carnosus, 1902 nucleotides long. NCBI's taxonomy places the organism in Eukaryota, Metazoa, Rotifera, Eurotatoria, Philodinida, Philodinidae. The record is from the annotation of a GenBank genome assembly.